CGUUCAAUUUAAAGAGCGCACCAUGUCGCAGCUGCAGCAAAGUGACUCCAACUCCAGCGGCGUUUAUUCCGACAACAGCAGAGUUCACAGCGGCGCCGCGUUUUCCGGACCCAUGUUCGUCGUCCUCAUGGUGAUGAUGGUAACUUUGGUCAUGGUCAUAGUUUUGGGCAACGCUUUGGUCAUCUUCGCCUUCAAAGUGGACAAGAGUUUGCGGAGACAGUGCAAUUAUUACUUUCUGAAUUUGGCAAUAUCGGAUUUCCUUGUGGGGGCGUUUUGCAUCCCGGUCUACAUCCCCUACACCCUGACUGGCAAGUGGAGCCUGGGCAGAGGGGUCUGCAAGCUGUGGCUGGUCAUGGACUACCUGCUCUGCUCAGCCUCCGUCUUCAACAUCGUGCUCAUCAGCUACGACCGCUUCCUCUCAGUCACCCGAGCGGUGAGUUACCGAGCGAGGCAGAGUAUGACCCAUCCAGCCAUCAUCAAGAUGGUCACAGUGUGGGUUCUGGCCUUUGUCCUCUACAGUCCAGCCAUCAUAUUCUGGGAACUGGUGGCGGGCAGGAGCCACGUGCCAAAGGACGAGUGCUUCGCCGAGUUCUAUCACUCUUGGUACUUCCUGCUGAGCGCCUCCAUGCUGGAGUUCUUCUCUCCUUUCAUCUCCGUGGCUUUCUUCAACCUCAGCAUUUACCUGAACAUCCGCAGACGGAGGCUGCAGAGCGUGGAGGCCCAGCUCCACCUGCAGCACAGCCAGCCUCACGCGGAAGGCGUCUCCGCCGCCUCUGGAUUGGGAGCCAAACUGGCCCGACGGGCGUCCAUCCACUCCCAGAGCUCGUCCCCCAGUCUGGGGAAAGCCGAUCCCUCCGCCAGCAGGGCGGCGCUGCCCAGCCGUCUGUCCAGGGAUAAGAAAAUCGCCAAAUCCCUGGCCAUCAUCGUCUGUGUUUUCGCCAUCUGCUGGGCUCCGUACACCCUGCUGAUGAUCAUCCGCGCCGCCUGCAGAGGGCGCUGCAUCCAGCAUCACUGGUACGAAAUCACCUUCUGGCUCCUGUGGCUCAACUCGGCCAUUAACCCUUUCCUGUACCCGCUUUGCCACAGUAGCUUCCGCAGGGCCUUCGCUAAGAUUCUCUGCCCGAAGCGUCACACAACCCCCCCGUCGCCCGUCCUGCGCGUCACCUGACGACAGAACACGCUGCUGGGAGGGGAAUAUUCAAACUGCGAACCAUGUACUUCCAUAGUUUCAAAGCCUGCGGAGGAGAUUUACGUGUUUUUGUUUGUGGAUUGACGUGUGUGCUGCUGAUGUACUGUAUUUCAUCACCAAAGUCCUGCCUCCAUCACGAUAUUAUUAAUAUUCUCACAUCUAAGCCACAAUCCAGAGGCUGUAAAGAGAAAUGACUUGACUUGUUGUUACUGCUGCCUUGAAGCGAAAAAGCAAUUCACCAGUCCGAGUAUGUAUUUAUAAGCGAGGAGCUUCCAUCUUACUAGUAUUUCAUGAAAAACAAAUGCAUAAAUAAACGUGGCUUCCUUUAAAAUAGAUCUUUAGCACCAUCUGCUGUUCAAAGCGAAUUAUUAUUUCAAUCCAGUAGCCAAUGAAAUCACACACGAAGUGCCAUUUAAGCAAAAAUAUUAUCAGAUGUGUUACUGUUUUUUUUAAUAAUAUAAAUUUUAUUUAUUUUAUUAUUAUUAUUUUUAAAGUGGCAUCGUUAUUGUUUGUUUUGCAUAUAAGUCGCAAGUGUUCGUUUGGUGUUUUAAUUUUUUUUUUUCAUAUAAAAACAACGACAUCAUUUUAAAACCCUGUUUACCAAUAAAACAAUUGGCAAGGCAUGCAAUAAAUAAAUAAAUCAUCGAGGGUGACGUGGGUUAAACGAUUACAUGUCAUUAAAAUGAUCACAAAAUUUUACAGCUGUACUUAUUUUCACCGACACAUUUAGAGAUUUAACGAACGUCAAAACGCCUAUCACUACGUUGUGUAGAUGGGACGCUUUACCACUAGAUGUCAGCAUUUACCUUUUCCAAUAAGACAACUCGUUGACGUUUCAACUGCAUUUCAUUGCAACAUAUGAGUGAGAUUUUGUUGGUUCUGAUGAAUGACACGUAACGAUGUUUUUUGUCCAUUUAAUUUUGCUUUAUACCGGUGGUGUAAAUGGUGUGAUUUAUGAUACUUACAAGUGCUACAAUCGUGUUCAUCCUUGUGAAUACAUUUUUAAUCAUAUUCAAGAUGAUCAGCAAAAAAAAAAAGAAAGCAAAUGUGCAAAAAAGAAACACUGACGUCUCCUUUAAUCCUGUGUUUGUGUACGAUUU
Molecule: messenger RNA, 2289 nt
Organism: Synchiropus splendidus (mandarinfish)
Lineage: Eukaryota; Metazoa; Chordata; Actinopteri; Syngnathiformes; Callionymidae
Product: histamine H3 receptor-like
Exons: 3
Coding region: 23-1168 (381 amino acids)
Biological process (GO): adenylate cyclase-activating adrenergic receptor signaling pathway
Cellular component (GO): membrane
Molecular function (GO): histamine receptor activity
Source: RefSeq, a predicted model, not a curated record